Molecule: messenger RNA, 342 nt
Organism: Propithecus coquereli (Coquerel's sifaka)
Lineage: Eukaryota; Metazoa; Chordata; Mammalia; Primates; Indriidae
Product: histone H2A-Bbd type 2/3-like
Exons: 1
Coding region: 1-342 (113 amino acids)
Cellular component (GO): nucleosome
Molecular function (GO): protein heterodimerization activity; DNA binding; structural constituent of chromatin
Source: RefSeq, a predicted model, not a curated record
AUGACGGGCAACCAGAGCCGUCGAGGGUCGUCCCGUCAUCAGAGGCGGACCCGCUCUCGCACAGCCAGAGCCGAGCUGGCAUUCUCCGUGAGCUAUAUGGAGCGUCUUCUGCGGGAGGGCCACUACGCCCAGCGGCUGAGCUCCUGUGCUCCAGUAUUUCUGGCUGCCGUCCUCCAGUACCUGAUGGCCAAGGUCCUAGAGCUGGCAGGCAACGAGACACAGGACAGCGGCAGGAGGCACAUCACCCCAGCGCUGCUGGACAUGGCCGUCCACAACAACGUGCUGCUCAGGGACUUAUUCGGGAUAGCAACGAUCUCCCAGGUUGCCCCGGCGCACAAGUAG